AGCCCAGUGAAUCAGACGGGAGGAGGGAGGGACGAGGGGAAGGAGGAGGGAGCCGGUGAGGGUGGAUGGGUGGGAGUGUUACUGUGUGUGAGAGAGAGAGAGAGGAUUCAAACGCUAGAGAAAGGGCCAGCGUACACCCGCCACAACUGAAAGCACAAGGAUUGUGUGAGUGUGUGCUUGCGUUUGGAGUAACGGCGAUGUUGGAGCACUCGUCUGAGCUGGGCUUUGUGCCGAGUGUGUGUGUGGACAGCAUGCGAUACCCAUCCACCGCGAACAGCGAUGUCUCCAUGAGGAGCACAGAAGAACUGCUGCUGAGUAACGGUACAGCUGGGAAGAUGAACGGCGCCCUGGAACACUCGGACCAGCCUGAUCCGGACGCCAUUAAGAUGUUUGUGGGUCAGAUCCCUCGCUCCUGGUCCGAGAAAGAGUUAAAGGAGCUUUUUGAGCCGUACGGAGCCGUCUACCAGAUCAACAUACUGCGAGAUCGUAGUCAGAACCCACCACAGAGCAAAGGGUGCUGUUUUGUCACAUUCUACACGCGGAAAGCUGCCCUGGAGGCCCAGAAUGCACUGCACAACAUAAAGACCUUAACUGGGAUGCACCAUCCCAUACAGAUGAAGCCCGCAGACAGUGAGAAAUCUAAUGCGGUGGAGGACAGAAAGCUGUUCAUCGGCAUGGUGUCGAAGAAAUGCAACGAGAAUGACAUCCGGGUCAUGUUCUCUCCUUUGGGACAGAUCGAGGAGUGCCGUAUCUUGAGGGGACCAGACGGACUCAGCCGAGGAUGUGCGUUUGUCACGCUGUACCCCUCAGAGAUUAAAGGCCGUACUGCAGCUGACCUUCUCUUGUCUCUCCGUCUGAUCAAGAAUUACGAGCGAAGAGAAGGCUUCAGCAUCCAGAAGGUGGAGGGGAGCCUCACAGAUUCAUCUCCACCCACAGCUUACUCUGGUCCAGCUCACGCUGAGGCUGAGGAAGGCUUUAAUCACCCGAGGGGCUGCUCCUCCCCCAUGGUGGUGAAGUUUGCCGACACGCAGAAGGAUAAGGAACAGCGGCGGCUGCAGCAGCAGUUGGCGCAGCAGAUGCAGCAGUUGAACAGUGCGUCUGCCUGGGGCAGCCUGACCGGCCUGACUGGCCUCACCCCGCAGUAUCUGGCAGUAAGAGGACACACCCACGCAGCCCUGCCAACCAGCAGCACAGCCAACGCAGCCGCCGCAUUGCUUCAACAAGCAACCUCCUCCAGUAACCUAGGAGCGUUCAGUGGCAUUCAACAGAUGGCAGGUAUGAAUGCUCUGCAGUUGCAGAAUCUGGCCACUCUAGCAGCAGCAGCGGCUGCAGCACAGAGCUCAGCCAGCCCGUCCACCGCUAGCGCCCUGACCUCCAGCACAGGGUCCCUGGGAGCCCUGGCCAGCCCAGCAGGUUCCACAGCUAACUCCAGUGUGGGUGCGAUGGGUUCCCUGGGUUCUCUGGGGACACUGCAGGGUUUGGCCGGGGCCACCGUUGGCCUCAAUAACAUAAAUGCACUAGCAGGUAGCAUCAACAUUGCUCACAUGCUCUCAGGUAUGGCAGCUCUGAACGGCGGGCUGGGCAGCACGGGCCUGAGUAACGGGUCGGCCGGGCCCAUGGACGCUCUCACACAGGCCUACUCAGGGAUCCAACAGUACGCGGCUGCCGCCCUGCCCACUCUCUACAGCCAGUCCCUACUGCAGCAACAGAGUGCUGCGGGCAGCCAGAAAGAGGGACCUGAAGGAGCCAACCUGUUCAUCUACCACCUCCCACAGGAAUUUGGGGACCAGGACAUCCUACAGAUGUUCAUGCCUUUCGGAAACGUGGUGUCUGCCAAAGUCUUUAUCGACAAACAGACCAAUUUGAGCAAGUGCUUCGGUUUCGUCAGUUAUGACAAUCCUGUGUCAGCGCAGGCCGCCAUUCAGGCGAUGAAUGGGUUUCAGAUCGGCAUGAAGCGUCUCAAAGUCCAGCUCAAGCGCUCGAAGAACGACAGCAAACCGUACUGAUCUUAGCACUAGGGCCUCUCUCAUGUUACACUGCUAGGAACUCAUCUCCAUGACUCUAUGCUCAUCGUUUGCCUAGCAUGUCUACGUGGCGUACAAAAAAAAAAAAGUCUCAUCGUCCCGUCAUUAUUUCUGAUGUCUUUCUGAGUUCUCCUGCUCAUAAUCUGGUCUCCUUUUACUGAUCUUUGUACUUUGAUCUUAGCCUGAUCUUUUUUUGGAAAAGUUUCGCAUGUGACCUCAUUUUGACCUUUUUUUUCUUGUGUUUGUUUUGGUUUCUGUUUUGUUUUUUGUUUGUUUAGAUUAACUGGUGAGGGAGGGAGGGAGCAAGGGAGUGAAGGAAGGGAGGAAAGACAAAAAAAAAACAAUAAUAAUAAUGUGAAAACGCUGCAUUCACACUCUAGAGACAGAGUAUAUUUACUAACAUAACCAGAGCAUCAUUUUAAGAAAACAGAAAACA
Molecule: messenger RNA, 2460 nt
Organism: Sinocyclocheilus rhinocerous
Lineage: Eukaryota; Metazoa; Chordata; Actinopteri; Cypriniformes; Cyprinidae
Product: CUGBP Elav-like family member 2
Exons: 15
Coding region: 66-2006 (646 amino acids)
Molecular function (GO): RNA binding
Source: RefSeq, a predicted model, not a curated record